Magnolia sinica is the source of this 1390-nucleotide messenger RNA. RefSeq lists its product as uncharacterized. The record is from RefSeq and is a predicted model, not a curated record. Bases 11 to 1384 code for a protein of 457 amino acids. Gene Ontology annotation, molecular function: metal ion binding; protein dimerization activity. Lineage: Eukaryota; Viridiplantae; Streptophyta; Magnoliopsida; Magnoliales; Magnoliaceae. The transcript has 3 exons.
CGCGGUUGGGAUGUUUGGGUGUCACCCUGCGGUGAAGUCAAGGAACGCCAUGAUGCCAUGCGAAUGGUGGUCCAUGUAUGGGACUGACUGUGAGGUUUUACAACGACUAGCUGUCCGUGUGCUUGCACAGACGGUGUCCUCGUCACCCUGUGAAAGGAAUUGGAGUACAUUCUCCCUCAUACAUACAAAUAAACGUAAUAGAAUAGGGUAUGAGAGGCUUCAGAAGCUAGUGUAUUGUCACUACAAUAUGAAGUUACGAGAGAGGUUGCUCCUCUCGGAAGGAAGAAGAAAAGCACAGGAAGACCUAUUGGACCUGAUGACUGUCGGACAACAUGCAUAUGCUGAGGAUGCGGAGGAUGACCUAGUUUACCAGUGGGUUAGGUCGGAUGACUUAGAUACCUCGGAUGGGCGACCAGAGCCACAUAUUGCGGUAGAAGUAGAGAUACAAGGGAUUGAUGUUGACAAACAUGUGGAGCAACAGAGGUCUCCUUAUGAGGCAUUCGACCUAUUAACGAGGAGUCCAAAGGGCAGCCCACGACAGUCACUAUCACGCGAGACAUGUGGCGGGGAAACAUUGUCUGACACCGAGACUGAAUCAGAGAGUGAUGCGGGAAAUGAGUUCGGUGAUGAUGAUGGCGGCGAUAAGGGUGACAAUGACUCUGAUGAUAGUAAGGAUGAUGAUGAUGAUGAUGGUGGUGGCGACGGGGAUGGUGGUGACGUGGGUGGGAGUCAGGAUAAGAGGCCUCUUAGCCCUUUUACCGGGAAGGAGAAUUUUGAUCAUUCCACGCAGGACCCUGACCAUGGUUCUCGUCCAGGAGAACCACGACCUCGUCUUGUUUACAAUAAGACAUACACACGUCAAAAGCUACUGCAGAAAAAGAAGACUCAUAAACUUUCAGAUUUUGAAGAGGAGCUGCUGGCAAAAUGCAUGAGGGACACAAGUGUUCGUGGCAGGCGAGGUGGCUCUAGAUUUGGAUCACGGACGAGGGGAGCUCGAGUUAUAGGCCACAACAUGAAUAUGCAUCACAAACACUGGAGAGUAGCCCGAGUUCUGGCCAAGCCCCAAUUGCACUGGUCCCUUGAUGGUUGGAAUGGACAAUUCACUGCUGACUUAGGCCUAGACACCAACAAUCAUAAACCUGCAUUAGUCAGAAAUUGCGGAUGUGGAUCUGCCUGCAAGUGCGGCUCUGGUUGUGGAGGAUGCAAGAUGUAUCCUGAUUUCUCUUUCUCUUUCUCUGGAGAAACCACCACCACUGAAACUAUGAUUGUUAGGGUCACUCCUCAAAAGGGAUACUUUGAAGGGUUUGAGAUGAAUGAUGGGUCCGAGAAUGGAGGCUGCAAAUGCAGAUCUAACUGCACCUAUGACCCAUGCACCUGCAAAUGAGAAACU